UCGCCGGAGAGAGGAGAGAGCGGCUCUUCUCGCCACAGUCGGGCAGCGCGCCAUGUUGUAGGGGCUGCACGCGUGCUGCCUCGUCCCGUCGUCGCGUUCGGCCGGCCAUGAGCAAGGCGAAAACCCUGCCUGCCGUCGUGUCGCACCACUUGUACGCGCAGCCGACGACCAUUGCCCUGGGCCAUGAGGCAGGGUACAAGCGGGCGGGGCCCCUGAGCCCGCCACUGGCGGGAACACGAGGCUACCCGUACCCGCAAGAUCCCACGCGGACGCACUUCUCUCCCCUGCUGAACUCCACCCAGCAGAGCUACCGCGAUGCCUUCCAGUUGCAGGCCGAGCGACAUCACCAGCAGCACCAACAGCAGCAGCAGCAACAACAGCAGCAACAACAGCACCAGCACCAGCAGCAACAGGAGUUCCUGCUGGAGCGCUACCGUGAACCUGAGCCCCAGCACGUGCGGCGGAGACCCUCCCUGCUGCCCACACCCUCGGAAUAUGCCGCCGCGAGCGCCGAGAGGGCCGAGAGGGAACGGUACCUGGAGGCGUACCGGUUCCCGUACGAGCGGGAGAUGGGGCUGGUUGGGCUGCAGGGGCAGGGGGCCUCCCUGGAGCCCAUGGAAGUGCACAUGAACAAGCGGCCCCGGCUGGGCAUGGACCCCAAGGCGCCCCUUCUCAUUGACACCCACGACGGCGGCAUGGUCGAGGUCAAAAAGGAGCCGGCGUACGUGCCCCAGGUGGAGGCCAUCUCCCCGACACUGCCGAGUGAGGACGGCCGGCCCGACCUGUCCCCGCAGCGGACCUCCAAGGACGAGCUGCUCAACGCCAUCAACAAGCUGGAUCGGGAGAUUGCCCAGGUCGAGUCCCAGACUACCAAGCUCAAGAAGAAGCAGCAUGAGCUAGAGGCGAGCAGUCCGGCCGACAGCAAGAAGGACUCUCAGGACACAGCGCCUUCCGAACCCAAACAACUGAGUAUUGCUCAGAUUAUCUACUCCGAAAAUAGGAGGAAAGCGCACCACGCCCACGCAACAAUGGACAGCCUAGGCCCGAAAGUGGAAUUGCCAAUGUACAAUCAACCUUCAGACACUGCCAUUUAUCAUGAAAACAAAAAAAAAUUUCAAGAAUUUAGGAAAAAUUUGACAUUAUAUUUUAAAAAGAGGGCUCAAGAAAGGGAAAGCAGGGAAAAAUACUUAACAGAUACUUACAACCAGCUCAUGCAGGCAUGGCUGAAAAAAAUGGAUAAGCGAGAAAACAACGCCGCUCGAAAGGCCAAGGACCAGAAGCAGCGGGAGUUCUUCGAGAAGCAGUUUCCAGAGCUGAAAAAGCAGCGGGAGGAUCGGGAGCGGUUCUCCCGGGCGGGCCAGCGGGUGCGCAGCGAGGCGGAGCUGGAGGAGAUCAUGGACGGCCUGCAGGAGCAGGAGAAUGAGGACCGCAAGAUGCGCAGCUAUGCGGUGGUGCCCCCGAUCCUGCUGGACGUGCGGCAGCGGCGAGUGCGCUACCUCAACCGUAACAGUCUGGUGGAGGACCUCUCGUCGGAUUACAAGGAGCGCCAGAUGCACAACCUCUGGACGGACCAGGAGAAGGAGCUCUUCCGCGAGAAGUACCUUCAGCACGCCAAGAACUUCAGCAUCAUCGCCUCCUACCUGGAACGCAAGAGCGUUGCCGACUGUGUGCAAUACUACUACCUGACAAAGAAGAGUGAAAACUACAAGCAGCUGCUGCGCAAGCACAAUGUGAAGAAGAGGACCAGGGCUAUGGUGAAGGCCCCCCUGCCCCAGCCACAGCAGGUGGCAAGCUCGCUGCCCAUCCGCAACCCGGUGCCCACAAGCGGCGGACCCGGCAGCGGCGUAGAGGAGAAGGGGCCGUCCGCCCCAUCUGGGGCGGGGGCUGCCGCGGCCUCCGCGGCCCCCCCGGGGGCGGUGCCUGUGGCGGGAGGGGACGGGUCUCCGUCGCGGACGGGCACGCCUCCCCCCGGCGGUCCUCCGCCCCCGGAGCUGGGCUCUCUGGAGCAGCAGCAGGGGCCCCAGCCCCAGGCCAACGGGCCUUCCUCGGAGGACAAGAGCUGCCUCGUGGACACGCUCAAUGGCUUGAAGACGCCAGGUCAUGACAAAGAUGCAGAAGAUGCUUCAACUGCGAUUAACAAUACUGGAGGGGAUGGCGGCCCUCCGUGUGCUGUGUGUCGGUGCCGCCUGGACCAGGGCAGUCGGUGGCGACCCCUGACCAAGGCCAACUGCCACGUGUACGCCCUCAAGGAGAGCGACCUCACCCCCGAGGCCCGGGUGUGCGCCUCCUGCCGCUUCAAGACCGUCCGGCAGCGCUUCGUCCAGUGCCCCAUACCGACCUGCAAGACCCCCAAGCGCAAGCUGAAGAGGCUACGGCCGCUCCCCAGCAAGUGGGCGGAGCUGGACAAGGACGUCAAGGAGACCAUCGUACAGGAGCUGCAGAUACCUGCCGGGAUACAGAAGUGCUGCUCGGCAUGCUUCAACCGCAUAGCUCGAAAGCUGGAGCCACAUCCCCCUUCGGAAGACUGUGGGGACAGCUCGCGGUGGACGGAGGAGGAGAUGGAGCAGGCCAAGAAGGGGCUGCGGGAGUACGGCACGGACUGGCCUGCCCUGGCCUCCCUCGUCCAGAGCAAGACCAAGGAGCAGUGCAAGAACUUCUACUUCAACUACAAGCGCAAGCUCAGCCUCGACGAGAUUGUGCGCACUUUCAGAGAGGUGCAGGCCAGCAAGGACGACGGCAAGCGGCAGGUGACGGACGACGAAGACAGCGGGGAGACGACAACAAGCUGCGAGGAGGACAACUGUGCAGACCGCUGCAGCAGCGACACUGCCAGCGCCUGCAGUCCUUCGGCCAAGCAGAUGGACGAAGUGUCCGUGUGGGAGUGCGAGAAGCCCAUGCUGGCCCCGGCCAUGCCCGCGCUGGCCCCUCCCCCCGAGGCCCUGGCCAAGGCCCCCGGCACGGACGGCAACAAUGGCUUCGAGGCGUCGGCUGACUACGACAGCAGCGCCACCGUGAGCGCGGACGAGGGCCAGGCGGCGGACCAAGAGCGGCCCCAGCGGCCGCCCCCGGAGCCCAAGGAGCAGGCAGGCCGGGAGGGCCCCACCUGCAUGCGGGACCUGAUCUUCCAGGCCAUCGAAAUGACUCUGCAGUACUCUAUGAAGCCUGGUCGCAACGGGCCCCCCGGCCAGAAGGACGAGCGAGGCGAGGGGCCCCAAGUGCCGGAGCCCGCCCGGUCCCCCUACCUGGUGCAGAACAGUCUGGCUCGGCCGGAGGGCCUGGUGGCCCAGUUCCCUGGCCACGUGGCACCCCAGGAGGACUACGAGGUGCAGGACCUGAGCAAGAAGUCCUCCCGGGAGCCCAGCCCCCCCGUCCGCCGGGAGAAGCCGCAGGUAGUCUCGUACCCGGGCGGCUACCCCCAGCAGCAGCAGCCGCAGCAGUAUGCCUCCCAGCCGCCCCCUGCACAUUCCAACCACUUCCGGAGGACCCCGGAGCCCCCACCCCCGCCCCAGGGGAUGUUUGCCCCGGGGCCCCCCCGGGGGGUCGGCUACGGAGGCCCCCCAGACCGGGGGGCACCCCCACACCUGGUGGCCCAGUCCCUGGCCCCCCGCAGCCUGGCCAAAACAGGGGGCAAGGGGGCCGUGCCGCCGCCCCCCCCACUGGUGGCGGCCAGCAAGCCCCCGCUGUCGCCCAAGCUGCUGUUCAAGGAGAAGGCGCCGGGGGGCUCCAUCACCCAGGGCACCCCCCUGAACCAGCCGGCCGGGGGCUUUCUGCCCCGCUACGAGGGCCUGCUGCGCCAGCUGACCCCACCCCAGGGGGCCAAGGAGGCUGCGGGCUCCAUCACCCUGGGCACACCUGUGCCCCACGAGGGCCCCGCCAAGAAGCGGCACGAGGACCCCCGCCCCUACGACCCCUCGGAACAGUACUACCGGACGGCGGGCUUCCAGGGUCCCGUGCCAGGCUACUCGCCGGCCUUCCGGCCCAAGUAUUCGAGCGAAUCUCAGCUCAGCACCAACCAGAUCAUGAUCGACUUCCACACCUCCAAGCAGAUGCGGAGGGGCUCCUCGGGUGCCGACGCCAGGGCCUCGCCCCAGGGGCGGGGCCCCAGCCCGGCCCCUGCGGGGCUCCACCCAGUCUACCAGGUGCCCUACUUCGGGCCACAGGGGGCGCCUCCUCCGCCCGUGUUCCUGCAGCACGGGGGCCCCCCACCCAUGGACCGGGGCCCCGGAGACCCAGUCUGGGCCGGCAAGGGCAUGCACCCUGCGGCGGCCCGGCAGAACGUGAUCCGCAGCGUGCCCUGGGGCGGGGCCAAGAGCGUCAUCCAGGCCCCCAAGGCUGGUUCCCCCCGGGGCGAGCCCCCCAUGGAGGUGGCCAGCCCCGGGCGCCGGGUUCAGUCCCCGCGCAUGAGCCAGCCCUACCCGGUGGUGUCCCCCUCCAGCCUGGACCCCUUCACAACCCUGGUGAACACGGCGGCCGCACAGCCCAGCCUGGUGGUGCCCAAGGAGGAGAAGAAGCCCUCUCCCCGGGAGCGCCCCGCCGUGGAGGGGCUCGAGAAGUCCCUGCUCGAGAUGCACCAGCGGCCCCGGCAGUUUGGGGACAUGCCGCCGCCGCCCCAGGACUACAGGGAGGCCGAGCGUCUGAGGGCCGAAGAGCGCUUCAUGGAGGUGCGCAGCAGGGAGGUUGAGGUGGCCCGGCAGCAGCAGUUGCAGCAGCAGCAGCAGCAGCAGCAGCAGCAUCAACAUCACCAGCAGCAGCAGCAGCAACAACAUCAGCAACACCAGCAGCAACUCCAGCACCAGCAGCAGCAACUGCAGCAGCAGCAACUGCAACAGCAGCAGCAGCAAGUUCGCUUGGCCAGGGAGCCCUUCAGCCGAGAGCAGUUUGAGCGGGAGAUGAGGCAGCAGGUGUCCCGGGACAAGCGAGACGAACAGUCCCCCAAGGGGCCCCCCCCGGCCUUCCUCAGCCGCACCCAGCAGGCGGAGCUGGACAACGAGGCCUCGCGCAUCUUCUCGCAGUCCUUCCAGAAGGACAGCCCCAAGCCGUCCCCAUCCCCGCAGGGCAUCACAGCAGCCAACCUCAUCGACGCCAUCAUCACACACCAGAUCAACCAGAGCACGGAGCCAAAGCAGAACCCGGGGGCCAUGGACACCAUCCUGUCGCGCUACGGCCCAGCGGGGGAGCCCAAGGGGGCGCAGGGCGGGCCCCAGUCGAGCCCCCAGCCGCAGAGCCUCCCUCCCCGCCUCAAGCCCCGGGAGGAGGUGGUGACCAUCGAGGAUGGCCCCUCGGCCGAGCAGCGGCUGCCCCGCAUGGAGGCAUCCGGGGAGAAGGUCAUCACCUUGAACCAGCAUAUUGCAGCCAUCAUUUCCAAGAACAUCUGCAACCCGAGUGACGGCACGGCACCCCUCUACAGCCACAGCCGGGUGGAGGCGGCCAUGAGGACCUGCUACGCGCCGGAGCCCGGCAUGGUGCCCACGGCGCCGGCUGCCGAGCCGGACGCCCCCCACAGCUACCACAGCUGGAAGCUGCGCAAGGCACUGCAGUCCUCGGAGGCCAAGGAAGAGCAGCGCCACAUCAUCCGGGGUCCCCAGGGGGUCCCCUACGUGGAGCCCAUCUCCCCGCCAGGACAACCCGAGCUGGUGGGACCGCACAUGGAGUGGUCACCCCACCACGGCGGCCCACCCCCGCGACAAGGAGGCAACCCCGAAGCCUACAUGAGGCCCUCUCAGCAACAUCAGCAGCAGCAACAACAGCAACAGCAGCAACACCAGCAGCACCAGCAGCAGCAACAACACCACCACCACCAGCAGCAGCAGCAGCAGCAACAACAGCAACAACAACAGCAGCAGCAGCAGCAGCAUCAACAACAGCAGCAGCAUCAACAACAGCAGCAGCAGCAUCAACAACAACAACAGCAGCAUCAGCAGCAGCAGCACCACCAGCAGCACCAGCAGCAGCAGCACCAGCAGCAGCAGCACCAGCAUCAGCAGCACCAGCAGCAACAGCAGCACCAGCAACAGCAACAGCAGCAGCAACACAUGGGACUCUCAGCCUUGGACUAUGUCAAGAACCGGAUAGUGGAAGUGAUGCGCACGGCGGAUGAGCCGUCUCCGCACAAGGGGAUCGACGCCCUGCGCAAGGGGGGUCCCUCAGAGCCCCCUGAGCGGCCCCUGAGCGAGGGGGGCCACCCGCAGCAGCCCAGCCCUGUGGCGCCCCCCCGGCCGGCCUCAGCCAUUGAGUCCGGCCCGCACACUGAGUGGCGGGGGGGCAAGUUCCGUCCCCGGUCGGUGUCCCCCCUGCACCCAGCCGGCAGCCACCGCGAGGACUGUGGUCCCCCCCGGCACGAGCCCGUGUCCCCCCCGAGAGAGCAACCAGGGCCCCGCUUCUACCCGUCGGGGGGCCCCGCCCAGCCCUUCCCCACGACGUACGCCUACCCGUUCUCGGCGCUCUCGGUGCGCUCCAUGGCGGUGGCCCCCAGCAACCCGGUGGGCACGAGCGUGGCGGCCGGGGGCGGAGCCCCGGCGGGCCCCACCCCCGCGGCCCCGCCCCCGUCGUCUGUGCUCAUGUCUUCGCAGUACGAACCCUUGUCGGACGAGGACUGACACCAAGUGUGUGUGUGUCGUGCCUCCUCUCACUGCCUCAUCUUCUCUCAGCUCAAGUUUCACGGUGGCUCUGUCCUCCCGGGGGAGGGGGACCUUUGUACAAAGGGGCGAGUUUGUAUACUUUGGGGACACUCUCGGCGCUGCCACCGCAGGGGUUGAUCAAGGAAAGCUGUACAUUCAUAUUUUUUUUUUUUUUUUCGUCUUGGCUGUACAUAGGUUUUCACCCUUCUCUUUCGUGCGCGUGGAGGUGAAUAUUUUAGGACCCUGUUUCUCUGGAGCAGUUGCAGCGCUGAAUGCACAAUUGUAAUUCUCCUGUUAAUUUUUUUUUUUUUUUGAGACAGAAAGAAAGGACCUUUAACAUGAA
Molecule: messenger RNA, 6960 nt
Organism: Ixodes scapularis (black-legged tick)
Lineage: Eukaryota; Metazoa; Arthropoda; Arachnida; Ixodida; Ixodidae
Biological process (GO): regulation of transcription by RNA polymerase II
Source: RefSeq, a predicted model, not a curated record